CAAUUAUUUAAAUUCAAUAAAAAAAAAAAACCCAGAAAAGCAGAAUCCAAACGUUGCACUUCAUUGGCUGUUUAUUUCUAUAUUUAUAUUUCUGUUUUUAUAUAUCUAUUAUUUGUAUUCUGUUAGCAAUAUUCUAUAAUUUUAUAUUCUAUAUUUUCAUUAGCAACAUUUUGAGUUUGAUCCUACUUUUUUUUACCUUUUGUUUUCUGCUCUACGUAUUUUUUUUUUUUUUGCACUUCUAGAACCCUAAAAGGGGGGCGAGGGACAGAUCACUUUGCGCGCGCGCGUUCCGCCGUUUGGACCGGCGCCGUUCCGGACCGACGAACGGCGGCGCGCGCGUUCCAUGUUCCGCAUUCCGUAUCUCUGCCUUCCCGCCCGUUUAAAGCCCGUCCCGCCAAAAGUGCAGGCUGUGCAGUCACAGCUGAGGUGUGUGUGGGAUGUUGUUCUUCGCGCGGUAAAUAAUGUGUUUCGUCGUGAAUUUCGCGGACGGUCGCUCGUCGAUACAUUAAUCGCUGACGUGAGCGAAUUCUUCGGGAGAAUACGUCAACGAAUAUUUCGGAAACUUUCGAGAACUUUCACGCGUCGCGACCGAGUCGGAGUCGUUCUCAACGUCGCGUGGACGGCACGGGAAAACAUCUGGCCGAAUAAAUUACCGCACUUCCCCAUUUUGACAACGCAUGUGGAGCUUGUUGAGGAAGAAGGAAUUUUAAACAUUAUUCUAUUUUGUAACGUAAGACAAAAUCAUAAUUGAAAGCAUUAGCCCUGAAAAAAAAGGAUUCUUCGACCUUACGUCCUGCCAAGUUUCCAAGUUCUUUGACUGAGAAAUCGUCGGACGACUCGGGAACGAUGUCGGGCACGCAGACCACUAUUUCCUUUUCCGUGCGAAAGAAAUGCAAUUUUUACGGUCGCAAAGAGGAGGCGAAGGAGGAUUUUGCGAACGCGACGGCCAAGCAGACGCCGUCAAGAUAUAUCCCAGCUGUCAAGAAGAUUGUCACUUUGACUAGCAGCGAGUCCGAGUCUGAUUCUGACAUUGAGAAUACAACAGAGAAGUCCAAAGUGACAAAGGAAAAAAGGCUUGAGAAUGCAGGUUGCACGCCGAGACGACGAAAGCGCGACGAACCAGAUAAAGGACAACACACUCCUAGUCCACCAAAGCAGAGAAGGGACACGUUGCAAUCUUCUCUGACACCAUCUACUCUUCUUAAUAAAUUAGCUCUGUCCCCUAAAAAAGAGAGCAGAUUAAAUCCAAAACAAUUGUUUGAAUCUUGUCUCUCCGAGGAAGAGAGCGAGCCGACUUCUAAGUUACUUGGAUCCAACAAAUAUCAGAACGCGCGAAAAUCGUUGCACAGCUCCAUAACAGAGAAUUUGCCCGGAAGGGAAGAGGAAUUGACCAAACUGCAGAAAUUUCUUCUCGGCCAUCUGGACCAAGAAACUUCAGGUUCCCUGUACAUCUCUGGACCACCAGGCACUGGCAAGACCGCAUGCCUGUUCAAGAUCAUGCAAUCAUCAGAUAUAAAAUCAAAAUUCAAGAUGGUUUACAUCAAUUGCACCAGCAUGAAGUCCGCGGCUGCCAUUUACACGAGGAUAAUCCAGGAGCUGUCCAUUCCCAGUGUGACGAAGUCAGGGAAGAAUAGCAAGGCCGUUAUAGAGAAGUAUUUAACGUUCAAACACAAGAUGCUGCUCCUGGUGCUGGACGAGAUAGAUCAGCUGGAUAGCAGGAAGCAGUCCGUGCUAUACUCCAUAUUCGAGUGGCCUUCAAUACCAAAUUCCAAGCUGAUCCUCGUUGGGAUCGCCAACGCUCUGGAUCUGACCGACAGGAUACUACCCAGAUUGCAGGCCAGAUGCGAACUGAAACCAGCAUUGAUGCAUUUUACCCCGUACUCUAAGCAGCAGAUAUUCGAUAUAAUAUCGGCGAGACUGAACGAAGCGAACGCGACCAACGUUUUCACUCCGCCUGCGAUACAAUUUUUGGCGGGUAAAGUGGCCGCAAUCUCUGGAGAUAUCAGGAGAGCCUUAGACAUCAGCCGAAGAGUAAUAGAAUUGGCCGAGUCGCAUCAAAUGGCACAGGUGCUGCGUCCGACAAACUGUAAUGAUACGAAUAUAGAAUCCUUGAAGAAGGAAACAGAAGCAGUAGAGAGACCUGUUGACUUGAAGGAAGUGGUGACGGUUUUAAAUGGAGUUUAUGGAGGUACACAGAAUCUUAAUAAGGAACAGGAUACGUUUCCUCUUCAACAAAAGUUGCUAAUUUGCUCUCUAUUGCUUAUCCUCAAUAAGGGAAAGAACAAGGACAUCACUGUUGGAAGGUUAUAUGAAGUAUAUAGGAAGGUAUGCAAAAAGCGUAAUAUAUCCGCCGUUGACAAUUCCGACUUCGUGAACAUGUGCUCGCUGAUAGAAACCAGAGGCAUCCUGCGAGUAGUGGGCAAGAAAGAAGCACGUUUGUGCAAAGUGAACUUGCAAUGGGAUCAGGAGGAAUUGGAUGCGGCCUUGCAGGACAAACAAAUGAUGGCCGCUAUAAUUAACGAUACAAGUUGUUUGUAGAAUAAUUAGGGAAAUUCAAUGUGUUAUAUUGUCUUUGUUACAUCUAAUUUAUUUUAUAGCUCCUUUUACAUUUAUAUAUUAUAUAACGCGAGCAUCUUAGUUGUUACAAAUCGACUGUUGCAUCGUCAUUACAAAUUGUUUUCAACAUAUCAUUCUUAAUAAUUAGAUUUUAACGUUUAGCAUGAAUAUUAGUUUGGACACUGCUACUGUAUCAUAGAAGACUGAUUAUACUUGCUGAUGUACUGCACAUUUUAUACUGUAUUCAAAUUUAUGCGGAAUGUACAGAGUUUGAUCUAAUAGAGAUAUAUAUUUUUGAUAAUUGCAAAUAAAAUAAUUUUAAUAAAUUAAAUAAUUCAUACACGUCUAUAUGUGUAUUCAAUAUAGUAAAA
Molecule: messenger RNA, 2927 nt
Organism: Monomorium pharaonis (pharaoh ant)
Lineage: Eukaryota; Metazoa; Arthropoda; Insecta; Hymenoptera; Formicidae
Gene: Cdc6
Product: cell division control protein 6 homolog
Exons: 5
Coding region: 847-2538 (563 amino acids)
Biological process (GO): DNA replication initiation; cell division; mitotic DNA replication checkpoint signaling
Cellular component (GO): nucleus
Molecular function (GO): ATP hydrolysis activity; ATP binding; DNA replication origin binding
Source: RefSeq, a predicted model, not a curated record